AUGAUGGAACAGCGCCCACAAGGGUUUGAGCCGCAGCCGCUUCCCCCAAUAAUGUCCUGGAGGGAAGGCGGCGAGGUUCUGGAGCCGAUGCACGUGGACGCCACCGCCGUCGCUUCCAUGGCCCCAUUGGAAAUCCCCCGGCAACAGCGCCCGCCGCACGUGCUGGAUGAGGAGGAUCUGCGGGGGGCGUUGUCCGUGUUCCCAUGGCCGUCGGUGCAGUUACUUCUCGCCGGCGCGGACCGCACCACCGCGAAGGAUUUGGAGGGCAUCUUAGCUGAAGGCUCGGGCUGGCUGGUGCGCCAUGCGAUACUGAACGAGUCCAAAGCGCUGCCGUGCGAUGUGUUCCUGCGUGGAACCAGCCUGCACAUCGUCAGAGGAGACAAAGGACAGUCGCGGAUCGCUUUUCCGGACUUAACCGCCGAAGUGAUGGACAGGAUGUUCUACGAGGCCUGCUCCAAACACAUUGAACACUGGCGCUUGAUCAUGACCGCCACAGAGGUAAUGAAGGCAGUCUUGCGGAUUGAACGGAACUGGAACUCCCAUGGCGUAGACAUGGUUAGAAGGGUCUACUGGACGUGCAACGUUAUAGAAUCAUGGUAUUACCUCGACUUGAACCUUCCCCGGAGCGACGCAUCAGGAUUUCAAGAGUUCAUCGCCCUGCCAGACUUCGACGACCGACGAGACUUUGGAGGUGAGCUCAGCAUCGAGAGCAAGUACCAGUACAACUUCCUAAGCAUGAUAUCCCUUCGCCGUCUCAUCCACCGCUCGUUUGAAGAGCUUUACGACCUUAACGAAAGCCAACGCCCUCCAGCAGCCAGCGGCGGCAACGACGGCGACAAAGCGGACCGAACCAUCAUCAUCGCGGAGCUUUCACGGCAACUAGACGUCUGGCGCUCGCUCCUCCCGCCCGAGCUGCGCUGGGACGACGCCGCGCGCACGACUUACGACAACAUGGAGGAGCAAAUGUCCUCCCGCGGCACGCUGCUUCCUCACAUCGACAUCCUACUGGCCCAGCUGCGCUGCCGCUACUACUACGCGCGCUUUAUGAUCUUCCGCCCGUACGUGUGGAAGGCGCUGCACGUGCCGCCGGCCUUGCUGCUCGCGCAGGCGUCUUCCACCGUCGUCGUCGACGGCUUCGUCAACGCCGUGGACAGUAUGCUGCAGUGGCCCGUGGCGUAUUCGCCCGUCUGCGACAAGAAGCGGCUUGUUCCUAACAUCUUCGCCUGGACGCAGAGCUUCGUCAUGUUUCUGCUUGUGCUGCGGGCCAUCAAGGAGAACGAGCUCUUGUGGGACAUCUGUAGAGAGAGGCUGGGGCGAGCGAGGAUUGAGGAGAGCGUGGUUUUGAUGCUGGAGUGGAUUAAAGAUUUGAGGAUGGUCGAUGGUGUCGCCGCGUGGGCUUGGAGGACUUUGACGCCGUUGUAUGGGCUCAGUGGAUGA
Lasiodiplodia theobromae is the source of this 1437-nucleotide messenger RNA. RefSeq names its product Transcription factor. Lineage: Eukaryota; Fungi; Ascomycota; Dothideomycetes; Botryosphaeriales; Botryosphaeriaceae. The record is from RefSeq and is a predicted model, not a curated record. The coding region runs from base 1 to 1437 and encodes 478 amino acids. Gene Ontology annotation, molecular function: DNA binding; zinc ion binding. Gene Ontology annotation, biological process: DNA-templated transcription. The transcript has 5 exons.